This is a messenger RNA of Plasmodium coatneyi, 3711 nucleotides long. RefSeq lists its product as uncharacterized. Gene Ontology annotation, cellular component: cytosol; nuclear envelope. The transcript has a single exon. Bases 1 to 3711 code for a protein of 1236 amino acids. Lineage: Eukaryota; Apicomplexa; Aconoidasida; Haemosporida; Plasmodiidae. Gene Ontology annotation, biological process: protein import into nucleus. The record is from RefSeq and is a predicted model, not a curated record. Gene Ontology annotation, molecular function: small GTPase binding.
AUGAACAGCAUCCUGAGCACGGAGAAGCUGUGUGAAGUGUUGGAAGGAUCCAUCAGUGCGUCUAAGGAGAAAAGGACACAAUGCGAGGAGUACCUGAAGCAGGUGUGCAAAGUGGAGGGGUACAUACAAGUAAUUCUGAACAUCGUGAAGAGUGCCAACCUAGUGGACGACAACAUAAGAAUUUCAGCCCUGAUUUUUUUAAAAAACACGAUAAAAAAUAACUAUGAGGGGUUGAAGAAGGAAGAGAUCUGUGGCCUGACCAAGGACAUAUAUGAAAGUUUCCUCUACCUGGAAAAGAAGGACAAGCAAAUUUACAUGCAGUUGUUCGAAAUAAUGAAGGUGCUAAUACACAAUAGUUUUCCAGAACAUUUUGUCAUUUUGGAUAACAUCCUUAAUGACGUAAAUCAGCGAAAGGAUGUGAGGAGACUGUACGUGAGUCUCUACUGCCUGAAGUUAAUUUUUAAAAAAUUAAAAAUAAAAAAGAAGAAAAACAGCGAAUUGUACACAGAAAUGCUGAACAAGUAUUUUUACCCACUCAUUAAUUGCCUCUACGAUUUAAGCUCCCUCGAUAUCAACAACAGUGAAGUGUCAGAAAUUUUAUGCAUUAUUUGCAAAAUAUAUCAGUACGUAAAUGACAACUUUUUCAUUAACGAGGUGAUCAUCCUGGAGUAUAUGGACAACUAUUUUAGCCUCUUCGAUUUUAUCCUCAAAAAUGAAAUUGUCAUCUCCAACUAUGUGCAGGAUGAGAGUUACCUGAAAUGUUUGCCACAGUACAAGUGCAAGAGGAUCGUUUUAGACAUUGUGACGCGUCUCUUUUCUCGAUAUGUGAACACAAAUUACAACAAAUGCAAUAACGAAAUUACGGAAAAAUUCUGUCACGCAUUUCUGAACAAAUGGCUAUGCCCCUUUUUUGAAGAUUUCAUCAUCAUGCUGCAAAGUUAUCAAAAAAAUAAAAAAACGCUAACUGAUGAGUGUUUAGUAUACAUCCUACAAGGACUAUCUUACGGAGUUGAAAAUGCCCUUAUUUACAAAAAUUACAUAAAAAGUAACUUUGAAUUUUUAGUGAGGGAUGUUAUUUUCCCCCUUCUCUGCUACAACGACGACGAUGUGGAAAAAUUCCUUUGCGAUGAGUACGACUUCACCAUGAACAUAUUCAACACCUACAUUUUGGAGGAUAAAAAAGUAAACGCUACGUCUUUCAUUAAAGAUUUGACGCGCUACCGGGGGUCCAAACAUAUAUCAGAGUUAUUUCACCUGUGUGAAAAUGUCAUCAGUACGUACAACCAGAACUACCACAUGGUGUAUAGCAAAUUUGCCACCCAGGGGAAUCAGAACGAAGCCAUGGUGGAGGAAUUGCUUCGAAACGAGUUCUGCAAAUACAAGUAUGGUGCGUUGAAAAUAUUGGAGUGUUUGUACAGCCGACUCUGCGAUAAGAAGAGAAAUAUGAAUAUUGAGCAGUUCCUAAAAACGUAUGUAGAGAAUGACUUAAACAACCCUAACCAGUUGGUUUGCUACCAGUCCAUUGUCACCUACUGUUGUUUUAUUAAAAAGGUGCAACACUUUAACGAUGUGAAUGGCCUCGUCCGCAAUUAUGAGGUUGUUCUAAACCAUAUAGGUAGCCCCAGCCUCCUCCUCAGGGUAGCCAGUGCGUCCUACAUAAAAAAAUUCUUUAAAAUAAAAAAUGAAUACCUCAAAAAUGUCAUCAUAAAAUCUAUUCCAAUACUCAUUGAGCGGCUACUCAACGUGAUUAAGGAGGUCAAGUGUGAGUACAUCGUUAUGACGUUGGAUAACUUGGCAUACACGUAUAAAGAUUACAUAACGCCCUACGUGAACGACGUGGUUGUCACACUUUGCACGAGCUUUGUUUUUCUUAUUAACAAGAAGGAUGAGGAGGAAAAUGCACAUAACUCACUCGAAAAUAGCCUUAGGAAUAACACGAACUUGGCCAGUCACACAGAAGGGAAUACGCUGAAAAACGAUAGAUACUCCCUCACGAAUGACGAUGAGUACACCAUCGCAAAGAAGGAAAAAAAAACAGAGAAUGAAGAAAUAGAUUUGAAUUCCAUCAUUCUGUCGAUCCUGACGGCCAUUCUAAGUCUACUCGAUUCGGUAGAUGAAGGGAAUAAAGAGCAGAUUUACAAAAACACGAUGUCGUACUUAUACGUUGUGGUGGACGAAACGUUUAAGUCACCUUCUAUCGAUUAUCUAGAGGAAGCGCUCUCCCUGCUCACGAAUAUUACUUACUACCUAGACAUAGACAACGAUGUGUACCUCCGCUUUGAAAAGUUGUAUGACAUUUUCUACUUCAACACGGACGAAAAUUUAAAAAUGCAGGAAUUGAAUUGUAUUCGAAAUAAUCCACAACUUAUUUUAAGCACCGAUUUGAUACUCUCCGAUAAGAAUACCACGGAUGUGUACUUCUACGACUUCAUCUUCGACCUCUCCUUCAGCAUAGGCGUUUUCGACAACAUCAUUUCAAAGGCGACUGAGCAGUUUGUGAACCUGUACAGUGAGAGGUACGGAAUGAAGUACAUCCAUAUGGUGUAUCGGUUAGGCAUAUUCGCUCUGCACUCCAAAAUAGUGAAGGAUAGUUGUAAAUUAUUUUUCAUCCUAUUCGAAGCGACGGUGAAAAUUAGAGGAGUGGACGAACUGGUCAUCCCCGUCCUCACUGCGUACUCCAUGAAGCUGUUUAAGCACGAUGAAGCAUCCGCCCUUAUGGAUCAGAAAAAGAAAAAAAAGGAAAUUAUCAUAGAUGACACCAAUCAAAAUCUCAAUAUGAAUGAUGAUGAAGACGAUGGAGCAGAUAGCAUAUGCAGUGAGUAUGAUGAAGACAUCCUUAGCAAAACUAGCAUUGAGUACAUUAAGAAACUUUUCUACUCUAUCAUCAUAUAUGACGUGAAUCAGUUCUUCCACUUUUUUAACAACAUGAGUAGGACUAACUAUAUUCUUUCCUUACUGUCUAGCCUUGGAGACGUCCAAAUGAACAAUACGAGGAAGCUGUACAUUCUUGCCAUGAGCACCAUCCUGGAUAAUAUGCACAACUCCCAUAUAAGUAUGCACAUUGGGGAGGCAAAUUCUUUUAUCCUAAAUAUUGUUAAUGUGGCUAAAGUAUACUACGAAAAUAAGAAUGAGCAGAAGGAUUCAUCAGAAAAGUCCUUCGAUUCAGAGACCUCCUCCGGGGAUGAAAAUAGCGAAGUGGAUAUUGAUGAGAAUGAAGACGCCACUAAUGAUAAAACUUUCAAACUAAUUAAAACAAUUGAAGCGUUGGAAAAAAAAAAUGAAUUAAAAAUUAAGUUAAAGGAAAAUGUAAACCUCAACAAAUUGGAUGACCUGGCGAACCAGCAACACAUAAACAACUCUGCUUCUGGGCAAAACGGAAGCGGUAACAACUUUAGCAACAAAGAUAUGUUGAAGCAGUUCAAUACUAAUGAGCAACUCUUACAACAGAACAACCCACGCAGGCAUCAAGACGAGGACGACGAUGACGAAAGCGAUGAUGACGAUUCGGAUGAUGAUGACUGCUCAGACUACAGCAACGAUGAAUACAGAAAGGGAUUCUUCGACGAUAUCAAUGCUUUCAAAAUUUUGUAUGACACAACGUCUAGCUUUUACGGAAAGUACGAAAGUGUUUACAAUGGGGAGAUUCUCGAGAAGAUUAAAUACCUCGUGGACGCUGAUCUUAACGCGCAGAUGCAGCAAUCCACCAACUGA